UUCGACUCGAAAUGCCCGCAACUCAAGAAAACGAGGCCGCAAAGACGCUGGCUAUUCUCGAAGAAUGGUUCAAGAGCCAUCGCGUUGUAUACGAUGAGCAUGCAAUUCAAUUGAAGCCCAAUGUGAGGGGUGCUGUAGCGGACGGACCUGCCUUUGGUGUCAUUGCAAAAAUGAACCUUUUGGAAGGGGACACAGUUUGUACGAUCUCAAAAGACGCAGUUGUCUCCGUGAAGAACUGUGGGAUAGCUGAUAUCAUCGAAGAAGCAGAGAUAGGAGGAGUAUUCGGGCUUGCUUUUGCGUUGAUGUACGAGCUCUCUCUCGGCGCUCGCUCCCCAUGGAGCGGCUACCUUCAAUCUCUGCCCCAGCGCGAAAACCUCCCAAUGUUUUGGAGCGAUCAAGACUUGGAGGAGCUAAAUGGGACGGAUCUUGGCGAUGAUAUUGUUGCGGAUAAAGCGCUACUCCUUGACGACUAUGAGACCAUGAUACUCCCCAUUAUCAACGACCAUCCAGAAGCGUUUCCAGACAAAUCUUUGCUCACCUUUGAGCAUUUCCUCAAUGCGACAUCCCUUGUAACAUCCCGUGCUUUUCAGGUGGAUGAAUAUCAUGGCGACUCAAUGGUACCUUUAGCCGAUAUAUUCAACCACAAAACAGGUGCAGAGCAUGUCCAUUUUGAAACCGAUACAGAUGUGUGCCCAUACUGUGGGGCAAAUGGGCCUUGUUGGUGUACUGGUUUGGAUGACGACGAGGACGAGGAUGGGAAUUGGGAAGACGUCUCAGAUGCUGACGAAGGAGAGAGUGACACGAAUACGAUCAAGAAAAAUAUCGGAAUUGAAAAUGGAGCGCAAGUUAACGGCGCUACGGAAAGCGAGGAUGCAGACGACGAAGUAGAGGAGCGAACACCUUCCCUUUAUGACCCCGAUGAGUGGGUUCGGGAUGACGAGGAGGUGGAUCUGGAAUCAUUCGAAGAAAACCCUCUCGCAGACACUAAUGAUGUACUGGAAAUGACCGUUGUACGGCCUUGCAAAACUGGCGAGGAGGUUUUUAAUACCUACGGGAAUCAUAGCAACGCUGCUCUUUUAAACAGAUACGGUUUUGCAGAAGAGGAGAACCCGUUUGAUGAGGUCAAAGUGUCCAUGGACGAUAUCGUGAUGAGUUUGGAAGGGAAGAUGCCAUUGAAAAGAAUACAAGAACGACAAGACUUUUGGAACUUGGUAGCACGGCGUGUGGUUGAAGACUUCCUUAGCGAUAAUGGUGCAGGCAGCGAGAGUGAGGAUGAACCUGAAUCUGAAAAUGAUGAGGAUAAGGUAGAUGACGAUGAAACAUCAGAAGGGUCUUCAGUUGCAGGGUCCGAAGACGAGGAGGACUCGUCGCAUGACAAUUUCCAUUUCACAUCCACGGGCCAAGCGUCACCGACCCUCUUCACAUUUCUACAUAUUCUCUACGCAGACCCGAAUCUUUUCUCUUCAUUGGUUGAGGAUGUAGAGAAGCUGCAACGCUAUGUUGCACAACUUGCAUCUGGUGGGUGGACCGUGAAAUCUGUGACACCUGCCAGUAAAGCGAACCGAAGAGUGGGGGGGAAAGUACCCGUUAAGGCGGCGGGUCCGUCGCCUCUCGGACGGGCUGUCUCAUCAACCCUUCUGUGGCUAGCGGAGAAAAGAAGUGCACGCUACACGACUGGUAUUCAAGAGGAUAAGAAACGAUUGCGUACACUGCCGGAGGGACCAUCCAAUCUCCGUUGGGCAUUGAUAUUACGAAUUGGAGAAAAGGCGGCUUUGGCACAAGCUGUGAAACGGUAUUCAAGUUUUGCGACUCCGCUAGGAAGCAAACGCAGAUAAACCGUUCUGAGUGUACCCCAUUCAAAAUCAUUUUAUUUAUACAUUAAGCUCCAGAAUAUCUAGAGAAUGUGAUUCACAGGCUUAGAUUUGGUUAAAUACGUUAUCUGCUACACGAUAUCUGGUCUGAUCUAAUAUAUACAAAAGCGAACCCGUGGUGCAG
Molecule: messenger RNA, 1995 nt
Organism: Spizellomyces punctatus DAOM BR117
Lineage: Eukaryota; Fungi; Chytridiomycota; Chytridiomycetes; Spizellomycetales; Spizellomycetaceae
Product: protein-lysine N-methyltransferase
Exons: 4
Coding region: 12-1835 (607 amino acids)
Biological process (GO): peptidyl-lysine monomethylation
Cellular component (GO): nucleus
Molecular function (GO): protein-lysine N-methyltransferase activity
Source: RefSeq, a predicted model, not a curated record